This is a messenger RNA of Colias croceus (clouded yellow), 1778 nucleotides long. RefSeq names its product E3 ubiquitin-protein ligase MARCHF2-like. The transcript is spliced from 7 exons. Lineage: Eukaryota; Metazoa; Arthropoda; Insecta; Lepidoptera; Pieridae. Bases 112 to 1371 code for a protein of 419 amino acids. The record is from RefSeq and is a predicted model, not a curated record. Gene Ontology annotation, biological process: protein ubiquitination. Gene Ontology annotation, molecular function: ubiquitin-protein transferase activity; zinc ion binding.
UUCAAUAUUGUCAUAAAACAAUGAUCAUCAAUGAUCAUGAAUAAAUAUCAAAAUCUCAAGUAAAGUUUUUAAAUCCUCAAUCCAAUACAAUGUCUCCAAAGCGAGAGAAAAAUGCGUAGAUUCGUUAAUUUGAAUUGCCUAAUAGAGUCCAAUGACGCACCAAUUUUCCCUAUUGAUGCAAUACAAAACCUAAGGCAAGCAGUUCUGGCACCAAUAAAAUACAAACCGAAUAUUGAACAAACGCUACAAAGAGCGAAUUUCAAAUUUCACAGAACUUGUAGCUAUUCCAGUUUAAUCAGGGAAUGUAACGUAACCGAAGGUCAAACAUUGCUAAUAUUUUGGGGAAGCAGGAGUUCCGAUAGCAGAGUCACCAUAAGCAUGUCUGCAUCCAGCUGUUCAUCAGUGCAUAUUCCUCCAAGCGCACACAAUCAUGGCACCCAGCGCGACAAAGACCUGCGGACCACGGCGCAGCAGACUGACAUUAGCUGCAGAUACUCGCCAGGUGUUUCCUCCCCAGUGUUAGCGAAUCUGUCGGACAUCCAAGACUCGCAAGUGCUGCGCGAGCGCAUCGCCGACUCGCUGACGUUCUCGUCGCCCGCGUCGUCCAUCCUGCAGCCCACGGCGCGGUCCAUGUCCAUACUCGGCUCGGUCUGCGCGCUGUUGCUGAAGAAACAGGGCUCAGACGCUAAAGAGGUAUCGAGCGUGACCGCCAGCAUCCGUUCCGACAACAUCUGCCGCAUCUGUUUCGGCGGCAGCUCAGCGGAGCGGCUGGUGCGGCCGUGCUCGUGCCGCGGCACCAUCGCCGCCGUGCACCGCUCCUGCCUCGAGCGGUGGCUGCUGCAAGCCGCCACGUCACACUGCGAGCUGUGCAGGCAUCAUUAUGUCGUGACUAGGAGUCAUAAAUGGUCGUGGGCGCGGUCGGUAGUGGAGUGGGCGCGUUCCGGUCGUGGUCGUGCACUAGCAGCAGACGCAUGGCGCGGCGCAGCUCUGGGAGCAGCAUCGGUGCUGGGCACAGCACGCGCACUGCAUGCGUGUGACGCGGCGCUGCAGGUGGGCGCGAGACGCGGUGGCGGUGCCGCACUAGCUGCGAAUUUGUUCUCGUCGCUGCUUAUAGGGGUUAUAGGUGCACUCAACGGCCUGCUAACCACGUGGAUGCUGCUCAAGAUCCAGGAGCACCAGAUGUCGUGGCGCACGUGGCGCGACAGCACGCUCCACGUGCACGUGUCACUCGCCGAGCCCACGCCCACGCCCACUCCCAGCGCGAGCUCGCUGGCCACGGUCGUGGGCGCGACGGACGUGACCACGGAGCGCGCGACCAACGUGGCUGACCCGUUCAUGGUCGCGCUGCCGUUUGGGUUCGCGGACCCUUGAUUGUUCAGCUUUUAUGCAGUUAUUUUAUAUGCACAUAUUUUUUAUAGACUUUUUUAUAUUUCUACAAACGAACUUGGACUUUAUUGAGUAUUUUCUUACACUUAGAUAUUCUUUCAGUGCCUUAUUUGGAAUUAUAAAUUAAUUUAACUUUCAAAUACGAUAAAAGUGGGGUAGUUUCCAAAAGGUUCAUUAAAAUAUUUAUCCUAGUAACAAUGACUAGAUCCCCAAGAACUUUUAAUUGUAUUUUAUUAUUUAUAAUUCAGUCUGAAAAUAAGUUCUAAAAGUAUAAGUGCAGACAAUAUGUCACAGGCGUUCAUAAUUUUCAUAAUAUCAACGUGUACAUGUAUUUUUCUGCUAACAACUGUAUUGAUCAGGAGACAAUGUUAAAUAAAACGCAUAAAAUAAAU